AUGUGUGCAAACUGUGUUCCUUGGAGGGAUGAGAUUCUGGCCAACCACAGAUUAGAAGAAGCACCAGUUCACUGGAACAACUGCAUCCCACACCUCUGGCCCUAUGAGAAAUGGGAGGUGGCCAAGGUCUACAUGCCUGGAGGCCAGAGGAUCAAGUGCUCUUUUGAUAAAUUUGACAUUACAGCUCUGCUCAAUUUAAUGGCCAACUGCAACCAUUUUAGAGCAUUUGUUGAGACACAAAAGCUGCUCCAGGUCAAUGAGGUGAGGAACAUAGCAACGCAUGCUCCUGACAUGACUGUAAGCGAAGAGGAUCUGAAGAAGUAUCUGGUGAAGAUCAAAGAUCUGGGACGAGCCCUAGAACCACACGCACCAAGACUAAGGAGACUCUCAACAGAGACUGACAGGUUACGCAAAAUGUUGGACUCACCAGAGCAGGAGUCCGGUGUCCGCUGUUUUGCUGCAUCCUUUGAUGUCAUGUCAGAGUGGGAUGCUGAAAGGUUUUCUCUGACAGAAAGGACAGAGUUCCUAUUGCAGUGCUAUCAGGAGGAACAGUUGGAUGGUCUCAAAGAGGCAGUUCAGGGGACAGUAAAGUAUUUGGAGCACAGCGAAAAGCUGAAGGCGAUUCUGGGGCGAGAGCUGAGCAAACUACAUUGGAUACAGAAGCAACGUGAGCGUCUAGAACAAGACACCAAAUACCAAUGA
Molecule: messenger RNA, 702 nt
Organism: Chanos chanos (milkfish)
Lineage: Eukaryota; Metazoa; Chordata; Actinopteri; Gonorynchiformes; Chanidae
Exons: 5
Coding region: 1-702 (233 amino acids)
Source: RefSeq, a predicted model, not a curated record